Messenger RNA from Xyrichtys novacula (pearly razorfish), 11416 nucleotides. Lineage: Eukaryota; Metazoa; Chordata; Actinopteri; Labriformes; Labridae. The record is from the annotation of a GenBank genome assembly.
AUGAGCAAAUUUAAGUUUAAUACUAAUACUAUUGGUAAUUACAGUAAUUAGAAUAUUACAUAAAUUUGAUCAAAAAUCAACCAACAAACUACAAACAAUGUUUCUAAAAUUCCUGAUACCCCCCAAAACAAAAUAAACCAACUUUAAAGUUAUGAACAACAUCUACACCUCAAAGGAACUACUCAGACGGCGAUUUCAUAUAGAAGACAACAUGUGCACUUUUUUUUGAAAAUGAUACUGAAACAACGGACCAUAUAUUCUGGGUUAACAUUCACAAAUGGAUUAAACAAAAAAUUAGAGUUUUUCCACAAUGUAUUUCUCUAGAAAACAUUACUUUUGGAAUGAUACUACCAAAUAAAAAUGAUGAACUCUGUUGCAUUUCAUCCAUAAAAAUAAAGUUAUGAGAUCAUCCCUCAGAUUUACUGUUUUCAUAAACUAAUUUAAAAUGUAUUUGAAAUCUCUUAAACCGUUAACUAGUUUGAAGGAACAAAAGUUAUACGAUAACUUAAAGAAUUUUCUCACUGAUAUGAACAGUUAAAAAUGUUUUUAAAAGAAAGAAAACCCUUGUAAAGUUUUGCAGAGCAUAAAUCAUUUUUUUUAUUUUAAGUUACUUUUAUGUUUCAGUUUGCUUGUCGUUCUUCACUAUCUACUUUGUUAUUGCCCUACUGUUUUUUCCCCCUGUCUAAACAUGCAUUGUCGCUUUCCCAUAUUGUCAAGUAUUUCUCACUGAUAUGUUAUUUCAAUAUUGAAAUUACUGUAUUGAACUGAUUCUGCUUUGUUUGGAAUUGUAAUUUUGUUAACUAUAAAUAAAGCAUAAAAAAAUACAAUAAUUAGAUUAGGAAAAUGUGCCUUUACAUACUUAUAGGGCAAUUGUCACAUCCACUAUUUAAAAUUUAAAGUAUAUUUCAAGUAAAUUAUUUAGUGUUUUUACCUGAGCUUUACUUCAUGAACUGUUUGUUUUUAGUAAGAGUACAAAACAAUAGACAGUAUAUACUAUACUAUACUGUACUAUAUACAGUCUAUGUAAAAAACCAUCACUGCACUUUGGCCUGAGUAGAUACAACAGCUCCUCCUGCAGGCUGAUCCCAGUACUGCACCCACACUCACUUUUAACACAGAAGGUGAAGGAGGCGUGUAACAGCAGUUCAAUGCUACACGUCGCCUUUGACUGGCCGAAAACAACCCAAGUUUCUAUCGGUGUUCAUCAAAACAGGUACUCAAUCAAAUUCACCACGGCUCUUAUUAUCUGUGAAGCUCUGUUGCAUGUUUUUAUUGGCUGUGAGACACGCGUUUUUGCAGACCAGCCAUGCUAAAUCAGAUUGAGCUAAGCUAAGCUAAGCUAGGCUAACUGCAGUUUAGGCCCUGACUGCAUGCGCAACCAAGUCAGUGUUGAGGUUAAGAAACUCCACAAUAACUUUAAAAACAAUACUCACAAUUCAUCAUAUCGAUUAGGUAUUAAAACAUCAAAUACAUGUGAUAAUGCCAGGAUUAAAGGACAUUGCACAGACAUAAACAAAGCUAUAGUGUGGUUGGCUUGACAACGUUGGUGUGAGUUAGCAAGGUUAGCUCUGUGGCUCUUAAUAAUAUAGCUACUAAAGAAAACCUGAAUGUGCUCAGUAAACAGAGAUAAACUGAGGUGAGGUUUGGUUAGAAUAAAUGCAUUUAACUCAACAUUAAAGCUCACAAAUUGAUGGUGCUUCCCUAAAAUGUGCAGUAGUCACAAUUUUUGAAUUAUUGCUUAAUGUUUGCUUUUAUUUUUCUGUCAGAAGUUACUGGAAAUACAGAAAACUCUGCAAAGUAAUAGAAACACUCUACUGUAACGUACCAGCUUUUCCUCUUUAUAUGUAUUGGUUUAAACGUGAUCACAACAAGCAUUUCAUGUCAACAAAACAGAAGCCACACAAAAAUAAUUUACUUUCUGUAAUUUAUGAUUGAGAAUUAGAUGUUGUGUUGGGUUACUUAAGAUUGCUCACUUCUUCAUGAUGUUGUGGCUGAUCAGUAACUUCUUCAUCCUGUCUCUACUAAGCAUUUGUUCAUUCAAACCCAUCAUGUUUUCUCCUCUGUCAUUGUCAUGUAUCUAUUAAAAAAAUAAUACUAAAAUUUUGACUCUUCUUUGUCCCUUUACAGCAGCCGUGCCCCGCCGCGCCCCCACCCCCAGCGGCGCCGUCAUGUGGCAGGAGGCCCGCAAACAUGAGCGUAAGCUCCGUGGCAUGAUGGUGGACUACAAACGCAGAGGAGAACGCAGGCGGGAAUACUAUGAGAAGAUCGUAAGUCUUGGUCAAGUCGUGGUGAUUGCUCUUUUCUUGAGUUGCCCAGUCUGUUCUUGCCCUGCCUCACCACCUGCUGCUGUAUUUGUUAAAGGUGGUGGUGUUUGUUUGACGCGUUCCUGUUUAGGUUGUGAGUGAUUUAAGACCUGAGAUGACAGAUGAAUACAUUAGCUCUCAGACUUGCAGCAGAGUUUUGUACAAUAGAGAUGUUUGUGAGCCUUUUUCAAACUUGUUUCCUUUUUACAGCUGUUUGACUACCUUUUUGUUUUGUCCCAACAGAAAAAAGAUCCAGCUCAGUUCCUGCAGGUCCACGGCCGAGCUUACAAGAUUCACCUGGAUCCAGCUGUGGCGCUGGCUGCUGAGAGUCCCAUCAACAUGUGAGGAAACACACGCACACCGCUUUUCAAUAUUCAUAACACAGACCAAAUUCUGAGCUCCUGUAGUGAUCACAUAUAUACUUCUUUGCUCUUGUUUUGUCUAAAGGAUGCCUUGGCAGGGAGAUGCCAACAACAUGAUUGAUAGGUUUGACGUCAGGGCUCAUCUGGACUACAUCCCCACAUACACGCCUCCUCUGCUCAGCACAUCGUAAGUCUUUAAAUGAGUGAUUUGAGUUAGUGCUUGCUUUUUUCCCUUGUAAUUCUAUAUGAUUGCUGGGCAUUAUAGGAAAACUAGGAUCAAAUCAAAGAGGGUAAAAAAAAAUCACCUCAUCUUUACACUGAGGUCAUCAGCUUUUAUGAAUAGACAAAUGGGACAUUAAUAGUGUUUUUAAAUCUAUUAACUCUGGUGUAAAUAAGCAGUGCGUUAGGUUGCUAAAGCUGUAAGCCGUGACCAUAAAUACAGCAAAUCCAUACGGUGUUUGAAAUUAAAUUCAUAUUGAAAACAUAAGCCUCUCAUUUCUGACCUUUGCUUCACAAUGACAGUCCUACUUUAUUGUAUUCAGUGUUGAGUGAAGUUAUUUAUGUGAGAAAUAUCUUUUCUCUUUGUCCCUCACAGAACCCCCGAGCAGGAGAUGGAGGAAAGGAAGUGCAAUUACGAGCGUUACAGAGGCCUUGUGCAGAAUGACUUUGCCAACAGUGAGUGAUCCGAACUUUGUAGAUGAUGAUCUUUCAUUAGUGCAGAAUCUUAGAAUGGAAUAGUACUUAAUUCAGACUUGCAUGGUGUGCUGUUUCAACAUCAACUUCACAUUACAUGUUACUUAAUGUUGCCUGGACACCUUGUUGUCAUCCUUGUUGUCUUUUGAGUGUGUUGAUAGCAUUUAUAGAGGCUGCUUAGUGCAUAACAGUGUUGCAGCAGUAGUUCUUGGGCUUUUAUAAAGACACAAAAUAUGAAUGAAAUGUAAAAAUAUGACCAAUAUGAUAAAAAUAUUGAGUAUUGUGGGUUGUAAAGGUUGUAAAUCUUAGCAUAAAUGUCUGGUGAAAUUUUGUGUUUUUUAAAUCUGUAACCUUUAUCCUGUUUCUUUCUCUAGAAUAUGAAUAUGAUAAAAUUGGCCUUUAGUUUCACAGUGAAAUGCACUUGAGCCUUUUAAAGCUCCUGUUGUUUCUUCUCACUCAUGCACACUGCUCCAUGUGAGCUUAUUGUGGCUAUAAUAGUCUGUUAUUCUGCCCUCAGUAGGUUUAUUUUGCGGUCGUGUUGUGUGCUAAAACUCCCUCAUGUCCCUUUUCCAGUCUCUGAGGAGCAGUGUUUGUACCAGAUCUACCUGGACGAGCUCUACGGUGGCCUACAGAAGCCAAACGAGGAAGAGAAGAAAAAGUACGUCAUUGAAAUGUUAUUAAAAAGAUUGUUCUCUUGUCGUGCAUAUUAACAUGAUUAUGUUUGAGCGUUUUAGUUUACUCUUUAUUAAUGAAUCCUCCCUCUCUGUGUGCAGACUGGCUGAAAAAAAGGUCGCCAUCGGUUACACCUAUGAAGACAGCACUGUGGCAGAGCUGGAGCCCCAGUCAGACAAAGAGGAAGAAAAUUCAGAGAACAGUGAAUCAGAGGAGGAUGAGGGCAUCCCAGAUAUUGGUGCGGAAGUUGUUUUGGCACUUAAGAGAUUUACAUAUCAGGAAUAUCAAAACCUCAGUGAAAACAACGAAUUUUCCGAGCACUUGAUUCUACAAAAUAUCUCAAAAGAUAUAGUAUCCUCUCUGUUCCUGCAGUCAUUUCUUAUUACAUGUGAAAGGCUGAUGUAUUUCCUGAUUUAUCACUGUGCUAAUGAACCUGGGUGUCAUAUUGUGUUCCUAUGCGUCGUAUAGAUGUGGAGGUGGAUGUCGAUGAGCUGAACCAGGAACAGGUGUUGGAUCUAAACAAGAUAGCGACCCCUUAUGGAAUGGCCGAAGGAGACUUUGUUAGGUAACACCUUCAGUGAUUAUAUCACCACACCAAACAGGUCAACUGUUGAGAAAAGCAAAAAUACAGGUUCAGAGAAUCACACCACCUAUUGAGUCCAAGCUGCUGCUCUCACCACAAAUUGCAACACAUGCUAUUGACAGGCCACUCGCAACCACCGUGUGAAUGCUGGUUUAUAGAAUGAAUUUAAAUCUUAAAAUUUAAGUCAAAGCGCCACCAUCUAUCCCUGCUCCAGCCUCAGCAGGGACAGCACAGAGUGAUUGAAUGAUAAGCUGUUAGUUCAUUUUGUUUUUUCUAAUUUUCUAAUCAGUAAUUCCACUGGAGAAUAAUGUCUGUAUAAGAAACUAGACCUGGCAUAUUUAGAGGACAGACAUUCUUUCCCUCAUUGACGUGUCGUGUUUAUAUUUUAACUAAUAUUUUAAAUUUUCAUAUUAAACUGCUAAAUAUUCAACACUUUGAUUGAGGUUAUUGUUGUAACUCUUUCCACAUUUGACCUGUUUUUUCAGAAUGCUGAGGAAAGACAAGGAGGAAGUGGAAGCCAUUAAACAUGCCAAAGCUCUGGAGGCGGAGAAGGCCAUGUACUCUGUAAGACCUGCUGAAGAAUCAACUCCUGUGUUUGUAGUGUGGUGUGACUUUUUAACGAGAGGAUUUUUAAUCAUUUCAGGGCCGCCGUUCUCGCAGACAAAGGAGGGAGUUCAGAGAGAAGAGGCUAAAAGGUCGUCAGAUCAGUCCACCAAGGUAAACUUAUGCACUAAUUUCUCUCUCAUUGAAAGAUUUCUCUCCUUAAACAGAGUUAACGUUUGUCCUCGCUCUGCUGGUUUUCAGCUAUGCAAGGAGAGACAGUCCCACCUAUGAUCCAUAUAAACGGCAAGUUCAUCAUCUUUUCCUUUUACUCCUAAAUGUCCUGAUUUGAUCAUCUCUGUAAGCGUGUCUGAUUUUGUUCUGCUGCUCUCCUUCAGGCCAGAGUCGGAGUCUAGCUCUGAAUCGCGGUCCCGCUCCCGUACUCCUGGCCCAGAGAAGAUCACCUUCAUCACCAGCUUCGGAGGCAGCGACGAUGAAGCUGCUGCAGCAACACAAACACCCGCUCCUCACUCUGGCCACCCCCCUCCCAGCAUCCAGCACCCUGCAGGUCAUAGCAGGGGCUCCCGGUCGGUAACUUUCCGUCUCCUGGCUUUUCAUUGGUUGUUUUCUUCUUCUUUGCUAUUGGAUGUCUAUUAAAAUGACCGCAGCUGUUGUGGAAGAGAGCAUAGUCAAGAAUUGUUUUUUCUAAGUGGCAGGUGAGAUGAAGAAUGGUUUUUAAUCAAGCAGAAUGAAGUCAUAACAUAAGGAGUUUAAAAUGCAGUGAGGAGAAUUUAACAAAAUAACAGUAAUACUUUUUCAAACAUAAGAAAACAGACAUAUUGUGGACAGUAGGGGGGAAUUUCCCUGAUUUUCUGGCUAAAUUGUUUCUCUUUUUGUUUAGGAGGCGAAAGUCAUCGUCCAGCCGCUCCCCUUCCUCCUCCUCCCGCUCCUCCUCUCGCUCCUCCUCUCGUUCUUCCUCUCGAUCACGACGUACCAGACGAAGUCGCGGGGGAAGGGACGGGCGGCGAUCCAGGACACGAUCGCGAUCGAGACGACGUUCCAGAUCUCACUCCAGAAGCAGGGGAGGAAAUGGAGGAUCUGCAUCCUGGAGGAGGCGUGACCGGACACGAUCACGGUCCAACAACCGAGACAGAGAGCGAGACAGAGACAGAGAAAGGGACCGGGAAAGGGACAGGGACCGGGACAGAGACAGAGACAGAGACAGGAGGCGAUACUCAGCACGCAAACGAACAAGGUGAGACACCCAAACAGUCUCCAAACAGUUUUUAAUUUCCAACACAAAGCACUCACACAAGUUUUGUUUUUGUUGCCUGUCUGUUUGUUUUUCCAUCAGGUCCCGUUCCAGCUCACGGCAGGGGAGCAGCUUUAAGCGAGGGGGGCGAAGCAGUGGAAGCCACCGACGAGGCGAGAGCAACAGCCGCAGUCCCUCUAUGUCCCCAAAGCGCCUUAACCACAGUCCCUCUCCUGCCCACAGAGGAGCCCAGCCCUCUACCCUCAGCAUCUGUGACAAGCUAAGAAAGUAAGAAGACUGAGUCAACGGCGCAUAGACAUAAACCUUCAUGAAAACACCUUUUAAUAAGUUAUCCAGUUAGAAAGGACGAAAGGCAUUAGCUGAGGAUGCAGUGAUCAACUUCCUAAACCUUGAGACCAAUUUGCAGAGUUGCACCGCCCUCCUCCGCUGGUCACUGCUUAAACUGCAGGGUCUUCAAUCAAAUCAGCACUGCACAAGAUUUGUUUACUUAGUAUCGUACUACGGUUUUCUUUCUGAAAGUUUAUAAUCACGGUCUGAUGGGAGACAAAAUAUUAGAAAGUUUUGGCCAAAUGUUAGUCGUGUCACUGGGUGAUGGUUGGAGCUGCACCAGUGGUCAUGCCAGAACAUGUCAGUGAUAAAGCUUUGACUACCAUAGCAUAGGGUGACCAUAUGUCCUCUUUUACCCAGACACGUCCUCUAUUUUUAGGGGUUGUUUGGAGAAGUUUAUAAAAUACUUCAAAUGCCUGCGGUUUUGUACGUAAGUCUCGAGUUUGUGUUUCGUGGACUUGCUGCAUUAGAAGCUCGUACAAGACACUCGAUCGGACACGAAAAACUCAAAAUUAACUUUGUGCGACUCUGUGACUCCGCCCCCGCGUAGACGUGUCCUCUUUUUGGGAAAUCAGAAUAUGGUCACCCUACCAUAGCACCAUCUUCUGAAUGAAACACUAAAACAUGAAAAAAUACCUCACUGAUCCUAUACACUGGUAUGUCAAAAGUAACACUCAUUUUAAAAGUGAGAAAGUUCAAAUUCAACUUUAUUUUUAUGGCACUUUUCAGACAACAAAUGCAGUUCAAAGUGCCUCACAGAAGCUAAAAACAACAAUUAACAACAAUAAAACCCGACCCACCCACCCACACGCCCACCCAUGGACCCACACAUACACACAAAGGCACUCACCCACACAUACACACACAAGCACACAGUGUGAGAAUUUAAAUUUCUAAAGUGACAGUUGUUAAAAGUGCCUCUUAUACACAUAAUUUGACUGUACUUGAACAGAAACACCAUGCUGUGUUUGAUACCCUGUAUAUCGACUGUUUUUUUUAUCAAUCCAUUUGUGGUCGUUCCUCCAGCUGAUCGCUUUUCCCCCCUUCUCUCCGCAGGCCUGAAACUCCGGCUGGUAAAGAGACGGGAGCUGCCAAAGUCAGUAAGAAUUUGAUCUAGCUUGGUUUCUUGCUAAAGCCUACGCCUCCCUCAUCCCUGACAGGCUGACAUGGUUGUCCACCAGACUGGGAUGUAAAAGCCAUUGUUGCCCACAGAAAAUGAAAUGAUGAUGUGAUUUUUUUUUUUCUUUUUACCCCACAAAGUGGACACGCUCGGCAGCCGUAGCCCUUUAUCUUUAUUUGCAGUUACCAUUACAGUAUUCUGAACGUAGAGAGGGGCUUCCACUUCUGCUCAGAGUAAACACCCUGUGAUGUCUGUUUGUCUGGAUUGUGAUUUUAGUCUGGGUUGUGCAUGUAUUUACAUAUAUAUAUAUAUAUGUGUGUGUGUGUGUGUAUUUACAUUUAUACGUGUGGGUGAGAGAGUGUAGUGUCUUUAUAUCUGUUUGUAGUCUUAAAUUCACAGACAUCUCCUAACAUAUCAGUGUCCAUAACAGGAAAACUGUUUUGUUCCAGCGUAUCAAUCAUUAUUUAGCAGGUGAUUAUCUAUGUGGAUCAGAAGAUUAGCACAGAAAAGCAGAUGGGAUGUUCUUCGGGCAGCAGCUUUCUUUGCUUGUUUAAACAGGCAGCAGAGCGUGUUCUUACCAAACAAAGGUGCUUCCAGUCCUAUAAAAAGUUUUUGAACUACAGAUGAGAGCUGAAAUGAAUUUAGGAGAUUUUGGAAAGAGAACUACAAUGUCUGCUUUGCUCCUUACAAAGGUUUUAAACCACCCCUUAAAGUCACUAGUUAAUUACUCAUAUCUUCUUUAAUGAGUCUGCAUGAAUAACAAAAGUGUAAAGAUGACAAAAUGCGGUUUUAUUGCCAGGCUGGCUGCUUCCUCCUGCUUCGAGUCUCUAUUCAGAUCUUCGUUAUGUCGCUAGUCUUGGUAGCUGAAGCUUAAUUGUACACAUUAGUUACAUUCAUCCUCUGUUUAGCUUCUCUUCAGGCAAGUGCAGUCAUCUAUUAUUUAAAACUAAGCAAGAUACAUAUUCUAUCUGGUUUGUUCAAACAUCCUGGACUGACUUCUCUUCUCACCGCAUUUCCCCUGGCAAGUAAGGGAAGAUUUGCGUGUACUCUCACGGACAAACAGUCAUUAUCUGCCUCUGUGCUACACAUGCCUGCAGUGUUCUGACCUGCAGUUUUUCUUGCCUGGCCAGGUUUAAACGGCCCAGUGAAGGGUGUGUCUCUGACAAAAUGCCACUGGCUCUUUCCUAACUCGGUGAACUCAGCGGACCUGAACUUGCCCUUGUUUCACUUUGCAGUCCCGUUCUUCUCUCUCUAUAGCUGUCCUCCCAUUUUUGAAAUCUCUGAAAGUGUUUGUAUGUAGGAACAUAUUUUGCAUUACAGGUCAUAUGACGUGAGCCCGUCUCUAAACUAUUCUACGGGUUUGUCUCUGUUCACACAUACACCAGAGUCCUGCCAGGGUACAGCUUUGCAGACCUGUGUUUACAGUCCUCUGCACAAACUGACCUGUUGCUGCAGUUAAAUCAGAGUCAAAUUUGAGACCACCUCAACACAUCCUGUGCUGAGUCACUCACUAAGGUUUUAUUGCAGAACUAGAACAGCAGCCCUUUUGGCAGAACCGGUCAAUAAUGAGGCUUUACUCUGCUGCAUCUAGACCGUGACAUCCCAUAAUUUUUAUAACAUAAUGGUCCAAGUUUUUGUCAUGAUCACAUUUGUUUCUUUGUAGUUCUGACACCUUUACAAAAGUAUGAUCUCACUUGCCGCCAAAACUGAAUCCUGACCCCUAAAACCACACGAAAUAUUUCUUUUCCUGUUGCAUAACUUUUUUGCAGGUAACUGGUUGAAACCCUGUGCAGGACUCAUUUACACACAUGCACUCACACAUAUACACACUCACUGCAAAAGUUUCGAGUCUUCUUGUUGACUUGACAAAAAAAAUCACAGAUUUUGAAAAGUGAACUUUAGGAACUAUUGAACAUAAACCUGGAACCAUGCAACAGCUCUGUGCCUUGGAAUUUAGCUUUCUGUCACACACACAACCCUCCCCCUACCGACACACACACACGCACAUAACACUUAAGUCUGACCUGUCAAAAGAUGUACUAACUUUCUUGUGUCACCUGCAGCCCAAGAUGACCCCACAGGAGCGGCUGAAACUACGAAUGCAGAAGGCGCUUAACAAGCAGUGUGAGUAGAGCUGAGGACAGCAUGUGUUCGUGGUUGUUGUCUUUUCCAUAUUUCAUAAUACGAACAUGUUCAUAUCGUAUCUUCCAACUUAUUUCCAUUUUCUUUUUUCCCAUCUUACAGCUAAGGCGGACAAAAAAGCCGCUCAGGUGAAGAUCCAGCUGCAGGAACACAAGCGACAGGUGUGUGUUGUGUGUUUUCAUCUGAAAGAAAGUUAAAAUAAACAACUUUAGGCAUUUUAUACAAACCCCUCAAUGUUUUUUUACAGGAAAGAGAGGGAGAGUUGCGAGCCAUGGCACGCAAGAUCCGCAUGAAGUAAGAAACUGUGUUGGCAUCUAAAGGCUAAAGCAUACAGGAUCCGUAUUUAGCGCGUAUCAGCAAAGCAUACAGGACGCAUAUCAGCUCCGUCGCAACAUCACAUCGAGAGCAGCACUACUAAAGAUAUGCAACAAGUCUGUUUUUGCUGCACACAGAGAAGAUCAUGUUGCUUUUUCACGUAUAGUAGCGGCUCAACAGUCACUGAAUUAUAUCCAAAUUAGCAGGAAAUGGACCCCAGACAGGCAUAACAACCUGUAGUGAGCAUGUUGUUUCCUCUAUACUGAGCCCAGCUGACUGCUGCUGCUGCUACGCUCCAAAUACGCAUCCUGUAUGCGAUACCCAGUGCUGCUCUACGGAGCAAAUACAGAACACGCUCAAUACAGAUAAAGUGGGUUGUUUGGUAUGUGUGUGUGUGGAAAUCGUCUGACCCAAACAUUCUGCAUUUAGGGAGCGUGAGAGGCGAGAGAAAGAGAGGGAUGAAUGGGAGAGGCAGUACGGGCGACAGAGCCACUCGCCCUCUCCCUCCAAAUAUGGUAAGACUUAAUGUUUCUGAUCACAAAUAGCUGCAUGUAUCAAUAAUAACAGUUAGAUUUAGUCUGUGUGUUUCUGUGUGUGUAUUUCAUCAAAAUCAAAAAGAACUAACAGAAAUAUUUAAUGACCCCGGCGUAUGUCGGACUCGCUGGCAUUAGUUUGUGCUCUGACAGUUUUAUGAGCAUUACGAUGUUAUGGCAUGCGAUUGUUUUGAUGGUGUCUCUGUGUCCUCUGUCCCUCAGGCCGUGAACACAGCUCAUACAGAAGGUAUGCAAGCAGACGCAAGAACCUGCACAGCUCUGAUGAAGCACAGUGAAUUGUUUGAUUUGUUUACUCUUGAUGCACAAUAGCUGGUAACAGUGGCAUGCAACACUGUACAAGAAUAACCUGAUACAAGUUUUCAUAUUGCCAAAAAGAUGAGCUUCAGCUAUAAAUUUAAAUAUGUUCAUCAGAUCAUUUUAGGAAAGACAUAUUCAUUUCAUUUGACAAUACUCUGCUCUAAUCUUUGUACUUUGUUCUCAAUCUUUCAGGAGGUCGCGGUCUCGGUCACGGAGUCCAUACUACAGAUACUGA